Messenger RNA from Plasmopara halstedii, 288 nucleotides. RefSeq lists its product as uncharacterized. The transcript has a single exon. Bases 1 to 288 code for a protein of 95 amino acids. NCBI's taxonomy places the organism in Eukaryota, Oomycota, Peronosporomycetes, Peronosporales, Peronosporaceae. The record is from RefSeq and is a predicted model, not a curated record.
AUGCCAAUCAGCACCACCGUGGCUUGUGGACAGCAAUUGCUAGCCGAAGGAAAAGAAGAUAUGCAUUUUUUUGUUCGAGAUGCGCGAACGAUCAAGUUGUCGGUCGUUUUGGAUGUGUCCCUUCUGGAUAUGAAGCUAAUGUUCGCUCCAGCGUUGACGAAACGUGGCGUUGUCGUACAGCUUGAUCGCGAUCAAGCGACGCAAGUGGUGGAUGAAGAAGUGCCAUGCGUGAUUUAUCGAUAUGGUAAGCUAUCUGUGUGGCAUUUACAGCAGCUCAAGGGAGAAUAA